Molecule: messenger RNA, 204 nt
Organism: Dentiscutata erythropus
Lineage: Eukaryota; Fungi; Glomeromycota; Glomeromycetes; Diversisporales; Gigasporaceae
Source: the annotation of a GenBank genome assembly
AUGUAUCUAUCUGCUCACAAAACAACUAAAAAACUUGGAAUUUCGUCUGAUACUUUGAGACGUUGGUUAAAACAAGGAAAGAUAUCUGCGAAGACGUCUCCAUCUGGGACUCGUCUCUAUGAUAUUUCUUCUUUUUUUCCAGAAUUGAUUACUCAAAAUGAUACCUCAACCACCUCCAUUACUGAAAAGAAAGCUCGUCAAUGA